This is a messenger RNA of Panicum hallii, 1913 nucleotides long. Its product is annotated as spastin. Gene Ontology annotation, molecular function: ATP hydrolysis activity; ATP binding. Lineage: Eukaryota; Viridiplantae; Streptophyta; Magnoliopsida; Poales; Poaceae. Gene Ontology annotation, cellular component: microtubule cytoskeleton. Bases 156 to 1625 code for a protein of 489 amino acids. The record is from RefSeq and is a predicted model, not a curated record. The transcript is spliced from 13 exons.
CAACAACCCGAUCGCCCACGCCAGCCCCUCCCCAACUCGAUCAAACCGCGCACGGAAAAACCCACCGAAAUUCCCCCAAAAUUCAGACUCCACCAGCAACCUCGAAUCCCGAUGCUCCCGGCCUCCAUCAGCUCCCUCCUCCUCGCCUCCAGCGCAUGAGCUUCCUCCGCGCGCUCGCGGACACCUUCUCCUCGCUGCUCGUUUCGUCGGGAGGCGGGGCGCCCAUGGACGCGGCGGGGGCGGCGCCGUCGCCAGCGUCGGUGGUGGGGGAGCGCGUGGCGGUGAAGCUCAGGGGCUACUUCGAGCUCGCCAAGGAGGAGAUCGACAAGGCCGUGCGCGCCGAGGAGUGGGGCCUCCCCGACGACGCCACCGCGCACUACCGCAACGCGCUGCGCGUCAUGCUCGAGGCCAAGGCCGCGCGGGUCCCCGACGCUGUCUCCUCCAGCGAGAGGGGGCAGGUCAGGGUGUACCAGGAGAAGAUCGCCAAGUGGCAGACGCAGGUCGAGGAGAGACUCAGAGUGCUUGGACAGAGAAGUGGUGAAGGAGCUGCUGCUUCAGUAGUGCCAAAGAAGGUUGUUGCUAGCAAUCCUAUUAAUAAUACAGCAAAACCAGCACCAAGGAGCAUCCAAAGGUCUACUUUGCAGAAUAGCCCUACCUUCAACAGAGGUGGACAAGCCUCUACACAUCAGAGGAUUAGCAGCGGAGGCUCCAAACCUGUUCGAAAGGCUGGUGCAAGCUGUGAUGACAAGCUUGUUGAAAUGAUUAAUACAACCAUUGUGGACAGAAGCCCUGCUGUUCACUGGGAUGAUGUUGCUGGUCUCGACAAGGCUAAGCAAGCACUCAUGGAAAUGGUUAUUUUGCCUACUAAACGAAGGGAUUUAUUCACCGGACUUCGGAGACCUGCUAGAGGUUUGCUUCUCUUUGGUCCACCUGGGAAUGGAAAAACGAUGCUUGCUAAAGCUGUUGCAUCAGAAUCUGAAGCAACAUUUUUUAAUGUUUCGGCUUCUUCAUUGACAUCAAAGUGGGUAGGAGAAGCUGAAAAGCUUGUCCGGACACUUUUCAUGGUUGCUAUUGAUAGGCAACCAUCUGUUAUUUUUAUGGAUGAGAUUGAUAGCGUCAUGUCUACAAGGCUAGCUAACGAGAAUGACGCUAGCAGGCGAUUGAAAUCUGAAUUCCUUAUCCAGUUUGAUGGGGUAUCCUCGAACCCAGAUGAUUUAGUAAUUGUUAUUGGGGCUACUAAUAAACCUCAAGAGUUGGAUGAUGCUGUUCUUCGAAGACUGGUAAAGAGAAUAUAUGUGCCACUACCUGAUCCAAAUGUACGGAGGUUACUUCUGAAAAAUCAGCUCAAAGGACAAGCAUUUAAAUUGUCCAAUUAUGAUUUUGAAAGACUUGCUGUGGAGACUGAAGGAUAUUCUGGAAGUGACCUGAGAGCCUUGUGCGAGGAAGCUGCAAUGAUGCCAAUAAGGGAACUUGGUCCACAGAAUAUUCUUACUAUUAAAGCAAAUCAGUUGCGACCUUUGAGGUACGAAGACUUCAAGAACGCCAUGACUGUGAUUAGGCCAAGCUUGCAGAAGAGCAAAUGGGACGAGCUGGAGAAGUGGAACGAGGAGUUCGGUUCGAGCUGACAAUGACGCGCACCGUCUGCUGAUCAUUCAGCUCCAGCUCGAUUGAUUUGUACAUGAUGGCUUAUUACACAAGUGGUCACUCUGCUUAUCCAUGCGUCCACAUUGGAUACGACACGAUACGACUAUACAAGCACAAGUCUGUUGUCUCUUGUCUGUAGCUAUGUAAAUGCUGCACAAGAAAAUCCAGCUGCUCGGGCCGAGGGCAGAUUAAAGUUGUCAUCAUGGUGUAAAAAGGAACAAUGAUUUAUAACUUUAAAACAAGGUCAGAAUGAAGUUGCACUGCGUGCA